GAACCAUUAAAGAUGGAAUAAACCAAGAAGGUAUCGAUUUCUACAACAGGUUUAUAGAUGAGCUACUCAGAAAUGGAAUAACACCUUUCGCGACAUUAUUUCACUUUGACCUACCUGUAACUCUGCAAGAAUCAUAUAAUGGCUUCUUAGACAAGAAGAUUGUAAAUGAUUUCAAAGACUAUGCCGAGCUUUGUUUUGAAAAAUUUGGUGAUCGAGUUAAGCAUUGGACUACAAUCAAUGAACCAUUUGUUUAUGGUGCAUAUGGAUUUAAGAUGGGCUUGCCUCAGGAGAAGAAGAAUGAUCCGAUGGCUCCAUAUAUCGCGACACAUAACAUCAUAUUAGCCCAUGCUGCUGCUACAAAGGCCUACAGAGAGAAGUACAAGGCCACACAAGGUGGAGAAAUCGGACUUUCAUUGGUAUGCAAGUGGUUUGAGCCACACACCAUGGACCCUAUGGAUCAUGAUGCUGCAAAGACUGCUGCAGACUUUGUCGUAGGAUGGUACAUGGAUCCCUUGUGUUAUGGUGAUUAUCCGGCUGCAAUGAAGGAGUGGGUGCAUGGACUUCCUGAAUUCUCCGAAGAGGAGAAAAAAUUAGUGAAAGGUGCCUAUGAUUUUAUUGGAGUCAAUUACUAUACUUCAAGAUAUGCAAGACCUGUUAAGCAGUGCACUAUUGACUUGGAAAAAGGCCACACCAAGCUUGAAUAUAUUGAGGAGAAAGUGGACAGAGAUGGAAAGCAUAUUGGGCUCUUGGCUGAUGGGAGUGACAAGAUUUACAUUUAUCCGGAAGGGCUGAGGGAUUUGCUGAUAUAUCUGAAAAAACAAUACAAAGACCCUAAGCUCUACAUCACCGAGAAUGGGGUUCCUUCAAAGCCCUCCAUCACAGUUUCAGUGAAGGAAGCAGAAGCAGCUGGGAAAAAAGAAGAAAUGGAUAAAGUGUUAAACGAUGAGUACCGGAUUGAUCACAUUCGUAAUCAUCUACGUGCUGUUCACGAAGCAAUAAGGAAGGGAGCGAAUGUGAAUGGAUAUUUCGUGUGGACACUGAUGGACAAUAUGGAAGUAGGAGAAGGAUACGAAGUAAGGUUUGGGCUAAACUAUGUGGAUUAUCUAGACAAUCACGAGCGCUAUCCAAAGAAGUCUGCUAAAUGGUUCUAUUCUUUCCUCAAGCCCUUGGCAAAAUUCAGUGGUACAGAAAUGUAGUGUCACCAUUUCUGCUGUUUGGACUGUGGUACUGAAAUGUAGUCUCUGUUCUGAAUAAAAUCAAAUUGCAU
This is a messenger RNA of Cornus florida, 1267 nucleotides long. RefSeq names its product beta-glucosidase 24-like. The transcript is spliced from 9 exons. Bases 273 to 1196 code for a protein of 307 amino acids. Gene Ontology annotation, molecular function: beta-glucosidase activity. Lineage: Eukaryota; Viridiplantae; Streptophyta; Magnoliopsida; Cornales; Cornaceae. Gene Ontology annotation, biological process: carbohydrate metabolic process. The record is from RefSeq and is a predicted model, not a curated record.